AUGAGCCCUUAUACAGAUAUGCAACAACAAGAGAACAAGCCUAUUGAGAGGAAACAAGAUAAACCUCACGACAGAUCAUCUGUAACAAGCGAAGUAUCAACAUCGAGAUGUCGUCGAACUAGUUCAGAAUCAUUUGCACAGUUCACUGAAAACGAUGACGAUGAACCUUUAGUAGGAAAACAGACAGAAGAAUUGUCGUCAGCAGCUCAAAUUGUUCAUUUUAUGCGACGUGCAUGGAAAUUACCGGUGCCUGAUGAUAAUUUCAAAGAAGGGGAUAGACAAUGGAAGGCUAAAUUUGUUGAUCGCCUUCGAGCUGAUCUAAUAUUGCCUAUGCGUGCGCAAAUCGAACAAGAAUCACGAAAAGUAACUCAACAAGGACAAACGGCAAUUUUGACUGACAAUGAACAAAGACAAAACUCAAAAAAAUUGAAGCUAGCUAUGGCCUGGAACAAAUAUGAUAAAGUAGCUCAAGAUAUUUUAACAACUCAAUCUGCGACUGAUUGGCCAGACUUGCAAUUAGAUGAUGCUUUGCGUGAAGCUUUACUAAAGAACUCUGUAAAUUUUGUUGAGUUACUUGCAGAAUAUGGAGCAUCUUUUGAGAGACUGCGACGUUUAAUUAAUAUUAGUGAUCUUUACAAAUACUUGGAUGAUGAUAAUCUUUCACGACCUCUUCCUCUCGACAAAUCAGCUAACACAACGACAUCAUCGAAUCCUUCAACUGGGAAUAAAGUCGUUCCCGUAGCUUUUGAUGUAGCUGAUCAGAACCAAAACCAUCAUUCGAAUUCAAAUGAAAUUUCAAUAAAUAUUACACAAUGGAAUUAUUGCAAAACGUAUUUGAAUAGAGAUUUGAAGGCUGAUCUUAGACAGAAACAGAUGGAACAAACCGAUGUUUCCGGUAAGAAUUCUGAUAAUCCAAUCACCGAUAAUUAUGGUAUUAUUGAUCAUUUUCGUAAAAAGGAUUCAUUUUUGCAUGGAAUGGCAGUAUUCAAUCGAAUGGAUGUUAUUCGUAGAGGUGGAUGUGUAACCGAAAUCAAAAUUAAUUUUAUACAAUCAUCAAGGGAUAAACAAUUUCCUAAAGUUUUCUUGUAUAUUGUGUCACCAGGAAAGGAUCAAAACGAAUUUACUAUUAUAUAUCGGCAUGAAAUAUCUGAUGAGAUAAUUGGUGCGCCGAUCAUAUCUAGACAAUUAACAUCAUCUACAGUACCAACCGAGCGACAAAAUAUAGCGAGCAACAACGAUAACAUAACCAGUGUAUCUUCAUCAACUCGUCCUACCGACUCCAAUGCUCACACAUCAUCGAAAGUCGCAGGAAAACCGACAAAAUUGACAACAGAAACAACAGACGCCUCUGUUAAUGGUAUUAUUCAAACAUUGAAGAUUCAAGAACCUACUCUCUAUGUGCAGGCAGGUCAAUAUCUAGCAAUUGGCUUUGGUCGUAGUUCCACUCGACUAUGUCGUGUUAAAGGAAAUGAUUCGUAUUAUAUUACUCGAAGUUCGGCUGAUACGGUUGUCCAGUCGGGUAAACCAGUGAAAGAUGAAGAAUUUGCUGUUAGCAUAUUAACUGAAAAUUCUCAACGAUAUUUUAACUACAGUCCAUUACAAUUAGCAAAGGAAAGUAAUAGUCGUUCGUUUUUAGCAACGAAAUGUGUUCAAAAAUAUUUGGAUAAAAAAUGGUUCGGUACAAUUGAUAACCACCGACAUUCCAUGUUCUGGAAUGUUGUUUUGAUCUUCUAUGUUGCAUUUCUGUGCUUAUUUAGUUACGUGCUCUUAGUGGAUUAUUUUCCAAUAAAUAAUAAUGGUGGUACACGUAAUGGUUAUUUUAUAAUAAUUCCAAUAACAGAAAUCGUCCUUCACAUUUUAAUGUUUAGUAUUCUUAUUGAAGAAUGUAUAGAGUUUCUAUUGUAUUAUGCGGAAAAACGUUUAUGUAAUAUUCAUUGGAUUCCUUGGAAAUAUUUCACUAUUGAUAAAUGGAAUAUUCUUGAUGUAAUAGCAAUUCUAUUUUAUAUAGCCGGUUUCAUCCCACGUUGGAUUCCUUCUGAAUCUGCGUUUACUGUUUCAAAGCUAACGUUCUACAUGUUUAGUGAUACACUUAGUAAAGCUGCACAUAAUUCGCACAUAUAUUGGGCAUUUCAUCGAUUCCUUCUCGUCAAUGAAUAUCGACGAAAAUCACCAUAUCCACCACCGAUUAAUCUUCUUCAUUAUACUUAUAAAUUCCUUAAAUUUCUAUAUCGUCUUAGCCGAAAUAAGACUAGUGACAAUAUUCAUGGUUCGCUUGAUGGUGCUAGUGAACUCGAUUCGAAUUUAUAUAAUAUAAUUUCAUUCAAUGCAAUGGAUCGAGCAAAAAUUUCUGGCACUGUAACAAAGGUUUCAAUUAAUUUUUCUACUGCACCAACAACAACAAAUCCUGAAAUUUGGCUAUUUGUUAUUGCAGCUGCAACAGUUGCUUCGAAUCCACACUUCUUUAUAGUUAUUAGCAAGCGUCAGUUAUUUGAAAAAUCCAAACAAAAUACUACUGCAAAUCAGCAAAAAUCUGCAACAAUCAAAUUAGAAAAAGGAAUCCAAACAUUCGACACAGAUAUUAAAAUCACAGAGGGACAAUAUUUAGGUAUAAGAUUUUCACCAGGAGCUGGCAAUCCUUAUAGUACUGGACGCAAUCAGUAUUAUUUUAAUGCUCCCGUUGAGCCUGUUCUAAAUUAUUCUAUUUUAUUUACAAAUUGUCCUACCAAAGGUAUUGCAAUGAGUUUCACGGUUCAAAAAAGCAAGAGUAUGUGA
This is a messenger RNA of Rotaria sordida, 2772 nucleotides long. The record is from the annotation of a GenBank genome assembly. NCBI's taxonomy places the organism in Eukaryota, Metazoa, Rotifera, Eurotatoria, Philodinida, Philodinidae.